AAAUGGCAAACAGCUACGGCAAUUGCAAUAAAUGUCAAUGUAGCAGCUCGUUCGUUGCACAUUUGCAAUUGCCAAAAAUAGUGGAAUGGUUAAUAAACGUAAAACCAAAAAGUGCACUGUAAAACGGUAACCAGCAGCGUGAAAGCUACGCGAUGCAGACUUGCAGUUGUGAUUUCAAUAUAUUCACAUACAUAUGUACAUGUACACAGACCAACUUGGGUUGUACUGGUGGCAUUUAGCGUCGCUGUUGUUAUAAUUGACCAUUCAUUUAAUGUGCCUUUUGAAUUCCAAGGAUACCAUUGGUGUGAGAAAUCUCUCCAUAAGCUCAUAUCUAAAGAUACGCAAUUGGAACAACUAACCGAAGAAGGAACCAUUGACUUAGGUGCAGCAAUAUGGGCGGAGAUAGUGGUAUUUUUAGGAUGCUCAAAAGUUUUACUUGUGGAAACGAAUAAGCAAAUAAAGCAGAAAGAAAUGGCAGAAGAAGAAUUAAUAAAACAAGAACAAAAUAUAAAGGAGUCGGUGGAAAUUUUGCAGAAUAUAUUAAAUCAGCAAGCUAUUUAUAUUGAACAGAUAAUAGUGGCCCUUGAAGAACUUGGAAAACCAAUCAAGCGCAUUCCGCUUACAUCAACAUAAAUUAUUUAACCUCAAAAUUAAAUAAAAACAAAAUAUUGCUCGGUCUCUAAUAAAGAAUUAUACAUACGAAAGAACUUCUCAUUUUAUAUACACAUUCAUUUAACUUCUCAAUAUUUGAAGAGUAUUUUGAUCUUAAAAAAUCGAUUGUUUACUAAUUUGAAAAGAAUGGUGUUAAUUGCAUUACCAAUUUUAAAGUUGUGUUUGCUGGGUAUGCGGCAACUAUCACGUCCAAUUAGUAAUUUCGUACGUAAGGAAGCAAAACAAAGCGAAAUAUUUCGGAAAUACAUUUGUAUACCACCCGCUCAGUGUUUUCACUGGUGUGAAGUUACGCUAAAGAUGUUGCUAUUGAACUUAGGUCGACCGGUUAAGGUGGUGCCACUCAACGAAACAAUGGCCCUUGAAUUGGGCGCUGAACUAUUGGGUGAAUUAAUUGUAUUCGCAGUAGCAGCUGCGGGUUUGAUUUUUGAAACGAAAAGGCAAUCUAAGAAAAGAGAUUUUGAAAUGAAAAGUGUGAAUGUCCACAGUACAGAUCUGAUUGAAGCAACAAAAGUAUUAGAAUAUCGACAGCAGAGGCAAAAAAUGUAUAUUCAGGAAAUCGCGCAAGCUUUGGCCGAACUAAACAGCCCCAUCAAUAUAAAGAAAUUGGAAACACGAAAAACUAAAUAUUCAAUAAAGAAAAUGAAAGGCGUCAUAUUUGUUUUUGUAUUUUGCGCUGCUACAUUGUUCACACAGACCUCUACGGAGGUAAUAUAUCCAGAACCUAUUCUAUUGGAAAAGGAGAAGUCAAACGCGGCAGGGCGCAUUCCACAUUACUCUCCAUCCCGCUGUAAGUCUAAUGAGCUGCUUUACCCGGGCGAUCAUGCUGAUGACUGGAUUUGCGACUGUGCACCAGGUGCAUUAUACUAUCCCGACUCGGAUUCCUGUUAUCCCGCCUUCCGACGUGGUCCUUGUGAAGCUGAGCACAUGCUUAUUUUGGCACGCAAUGAAGUUUUACCGCAAUGCAUAAAGAAUGAUUGUAAAGUGGAUGGAUUGGUGAAAAUUAACAAUGUCUGCUAUAAGAUUGGCGAUUCUGCUCCAUGUCCAAAUGCUCAAUUGUCGUACGUGCUGGGUGUUAAUACGGCGACAUUGAUGUUGGAUUGCAUAAAGUUGUCGAUUUCUGUGAAGACGCGCGUAAGCUUGCUGGAUGAUGAUGAACCGGAUUAUGAUCUGAGCAAAGUUGAUUUGUGUGCGCGCGGUUCGCAACGAUCGAUAGAAGGCACUUGUACGCCCAGUGUUAAAACAGAGUGAAAUCCAAAUGGAAUGCCACGAAUUUUCAAUAAUAAAAAGUAGUGUAUUUUUUUUAUAAACUCUUCACAUAAUAAUAGUUUAUAGUUAGUUCAUGCGUACAAGAUUUGACUUUUUCUUUAAAACUGAACUAAACAAUAAUUUUAAUUAAA
Bactrocera tryoni is the source of this 2069-nucleotide messenger RNA. RefSeq lists its product as uncharacterized. Gene Ontology annotation, biological process: regulation of lipid metabolic process. Gene Ontology annotation, cellular component: mitochondrion. The record is from RefSeq and is a predicted model, not a curated record. NCBI's taxonomy places the organism in Eukaryota, Metazoa, Arthropoda, Insecta, Diptera, Tephritidae. The coding region runs from base 799 to 1920 and encodes 373 amino acids. The transcript is spliced from 10 exons.